AUGCCGACUCACCACCAUAGGAAGCCGCCUCUGCCUUCACCAACGCGUACAAUCUUCGACCCGUUCAACUCCUCCUCGACGGGCCAUCAAAGAGCAGAAAACCGACUAUCAGGAAGCACGUCAUGGCGAGACUCGCGCACCCAUAAGCUUACGCAUCAGCUCAGGGACGCGACAGGGCGUGGCGGACAACAGCACCUGUCUGACCUGGUAGGAGCAGGGAGCGAGGACUUCAACAAGGAUGGCCGCAAGGAGCAAGGCGACUGGGAGGUUGGGGCACCGGCGUUGAGGGAAGAAGGAUGGCAGGAUAUCAGGGGACUGAUGCACGGGAGCCGGAAGCGAUUGGUUGAGGACAACGCGAAUGCAGAACCAAAACCUGGAGACAAGCGAUCGAAGUUGAUUGACCGAUGGCACGAGGACACGGCGUCGGACCGUGAAAACCUCCCACCCCCAUCAGGCAAGCAAGCAAAUGUAGAUGGGACCUCUAUAUCGCCAUCAGCUCCUCGGCCACCGCCCCAAAUCUUCCGCAAUCUCAGGAUGUAUCUGAACGGCUCCACCGCACCGCUCAUAUCCGACCACCAACUCAAGCAUCUCUUUGCGCAGCAUGGCGGAAACACUUCCAUAGCCCUUGGCCGCCGCACCGUCACGCAUGUCGUCCUGGGCAGCGAGCAUGCCGUCGGUGGUGGGCUGGCCAGCGGGAAGAUCGACAAGGAAGUCAAGCUCGUGCGUGGCCUGGGCAAGGGCGUAAAGUAUGUUACCGCGCAAUGGGUCAUGGACAGUGUUGAGAAGGGCGUGAGACAGCCGGAGAGUCGAUAUGUGCCCAAGGGCCUCGAGGGGAGACUGGGAGGGAGCGGGCAGGCCAGUAUUCGGGGAAUGUUUACGCCGGGGACGAAGUGA
Cladophialophora carrionii CBS 160.54 is the source of this 894-nucleotide messenger RNA. RefSeq lists its product as uncharacterized. The coding region runs from base 1 to 894 and encodes 297 amino acids. Lineage: Eukaryota; Fungi; Ascomycota; Eurotiomycetes; Chaetothyriales; Herpotrichiellaceae. The record is from RefSeq and is a predicted model, not a curated record. The transcript has a single exon.